This is a messenger RNA of Penicillium atrosanguineum, 3330 nucleotides long. RefSeq lists its product as uncharacterized. Gene Ontology annotation, cellular component: mitochondrion; cytosol. Lineage: Eukaryota; Fungi; Ascomycota; Eurotiomycetes; Eurotiales; Aspergillaceae. The transcript has 2 exons. The record is from RefSeq and is a predicted model, not a curated record. Gene Ontology annotation, biological process: peptide catabolic process. Gene Ontology annotation, molecular function: metalloendopeptidase activity; metal ion binding. Bases 1 to 3330 code for a protein of 1109 amino acids.
AUGACUCAAAUUGAGCGCCUCACAGAACGCCUGGAGAAGCCGGAGCUCGAUGAUCGGUCCUACCGUGUCAUUCGCUUGCCUAACAAGCUUGAGGCUCUUCUGGUGCACGACCCUGACACUGAUAAGGCUAGCGCCGCCGUCAACGUCAAUGUGGGCAACUUCUCCGAUGAGGAUGAUAUGCCAGGGAUGGCACAUGCGGUAGAGCACUUGCUGUUUAUGGGUACGAAAAAGUACCCCAAGGAGAACGACUACAACCAAUACCUAGCCGCCCAUUCCGGCUCUUCCAAUGCAUACACUGCUGCUACUGAAACGAACUACUUCUUUGAGGUAUCGGCCACUGGCGAUUCGAGUGCGCCCAAAUCCACUGGACAGAACACACCCACCGAAUCCACAAAUGGGACGAAUGGAGUUGUCGGUGAGGUCUCAUCCGACAGUGCUGGAAAAUCAGAUGGCAAGUCGCCACUAUAUGGCGCUCUAGACCGGUUUGCUCAGUUCUUUAUUUCACCUCUCUUCUUGGAGUCGACAUUAGACCGUGAGCUGAGGGCAGUGGAUUCAGAGAACAAAAAGAACCUCCAGAGCGACCUGUGGCGACUGAUGCAGCUGAACAAGUCACUUUCAAACCCUAAGCACCCUUACCAUCACUUCUCAACUGGUAACUUGCAGACACUGAAGGAGGACCCCCAGAAACGAGGACUGGAGGUGCGUAGUGAGUUCAUCCGGUUCUAUGAGAAGCACUACUCGGCGAACCGGGCCAAGCUGGUAGUUCUGGGCCGAGAGUCUUUGGACACGCUGGAGCAAUGGGUGGAGGAGUUGUUCGCCGAUGUCGAGAACAAGGAUCUGACCCAGAACCGCUGGGAUGAUGUGCAGCCCUUUUCUGAAGAGGAUAUGUGCACCCAGGUGUUUGCGAAGCCGGUCAUGGACUCUCGCUCCAUGGAUAUGUAUUUCCCAUUCAUUGAUGAAGAGAACCUGAACGACAUUCAGCCCAGCCGAUAUAUCAGCCACUUGAUCGGCCACGAAGGACCCGGUAGUGUUCUUUCCUACUUGAAGGGCAAGGGCUGGGCCAAUGGUCUCUCAGCCGGUGCUAUGCCAAUCUGCCCUGGCUCUGCCUUCUUCACCGUUUCGGUUCGUCUGACGCCCGAGGGUCUCAACCAAUACCAGGAGGUUGCCAAGGUAAUCUUUGAGUAUAUUGCCAUGAUCAAGGAGCGCGAGCCAGAGCAGUGGAUCUUCGACGAGAUGAAGAACCUGGCUGAAGUGGACUUCCGCUUCAAGCAGAAGACACCGGCCAGUCGUUUCACCAGCCGUCUCAGCAGUGUCAUGCAGAAGUCGUUACCUCACGAGAGGCUUCUCAGUGGAUCGCUGUUGCGCCGUUUUGAUCCCGAGCUGAUUAAGAAGGCCAUGUCUUAUCUCCGUACUGACAACUUCCGACUUAUCAUCGUUUCCCAGACCUUCCCUGGAACCUGGGACCAGAAAGAGAAGUGGUACGGUACUGAAUACAAGUCAGAGAAGAUUCCUCGGGACUUCUUGAACAAAAUUCAGGAUGCUUUGGAGUCGACCGAGGCGACUCGUACUUCUAACGUGCAUAUGCCACACCGAAACGAGUUUGUUCCCACAAGAUUGUCGGUGGAGAAGAAGGAAACUGAGGAGCCCGCGAAGACCCCCAAGCUGAUCCGCCACGAUGACCGUGUGCGCCUGUGGUUCAAAAAGGAUGACCGCUUCUGGGUUCCCAAGGCUACUAUUAACAUCACUCUGCGCAACCCCUUGGUUUGGGCGACUCCAGCGAACCUCAUCAAAACCAAGCUUUACUGCGAGUUGGUCCGGGAUUCCCUCGAUGAGUACUCUUACGAUGCAGAGCUUGCGGGACUGGAUUACCAUCUUGCAGCGAACAUCCUUGGUCUGGAUAUCUCCGUCGAUGGAUACAAUGACAAGAUGUCUGUUCUGCUGGAGAAGUUGCUCACUACCAUGCGUAACCUGUCCGUUAACCAGGACCGGUUCAACAUCAUCAAGGAACGCCUGACCCGGGCCUUCCGUAAUGCUGAGUACUCGCAGCCUUUCUAUCAGGUUGGCGACUAUACUCGUUACCUGCUGGCCGAGCGCAGCUGGGUUAACGAGCAGUACAUUGAGGAGUUGGAGCACAUUCAGGCCGGCGAUGUGACCACCUUCUUCCCUCAGCUGCUGGAGCAGACCCACAUCGAGGUCCUUGCCCACGGCAACCUGUACAAAGAAGAUGCUCUGCGCAUGACUGACUCUGUGGAGAAGACUCUACAGGGUCGUUCCCUGCCUCCGUCGCAGUGGUACCUGAGACGUAACAUGAUGAUUCCUCCAGGAAGCAACUUUGUCUACCCCCGGACUCUCCAGGACCCUGCUAACGUCAACCACUGUAUUGAGUACUAUCUCUUCAUCGGUGUCUUCUCGGAUUCCACCCUGCGUUCCAAGCUUCAGCUCUUCUCUCAGAUGACGGACGAGCCUGCAUUCGACCAGCUGCGCAGCAAGGAACAGCUCGGAUACGUCGUGUGGAGUGGCUCCCGUUACAACGCGACCACCAUGGGCUACCGUGUGAUCAUCCAGAGUGAGCGCAACGCCAAGUACCUCGAGUCUCGCAUUGAGUCAUUCCUGCGUAUAUUCGGAACUACCCUUGAGAACAUGCCCGAGGAAGAGUUUGAGGGCCACAAGCGCAGCGUCAUCAACAAGCGUCUGGAGAAGUUGAAGAACCUGGGCUCGGAGACCGGUCGUUACUGGUCUCACGUCGGCUCGGAGUACUUUGACUUCUUGCAGCACGAGACUGACGCGGCCAACGUGCGCAACCUGUCCAAGGCUGACCUGGUUGCCUUCUACCGUCAGUACAUUGAUCCCGCCUCGAAGACGCGAGCCAAGCUGGCGAUUCAUCUGAAUGCGCAGUCCGGUACCCAAGCUGCUGAGAGCGACAGCUCGGAUGAGAAGUGCGCCCGUCUGGUCGAGAUCGUCGACAAGCAGCUUUCGGCUGCUGGUUUCACCUCGGACAACACUCAGCUGCAGACGGCAUUCAAGGAUCUGGACCUGACCCUGAUUGAUCAGCCACAAAUCGUGUAUAUGGUCAAGGCUUACAUGGCCGGAGAUCUCAGUCUGUCGCCGGCCCAGAUCGACCCUGUGAUUGGGAAACUGGAGAGCACCUUGGGCCUGCAGCUGAAGCAGCUCGGCCUGGCGAAGGACGAGCCUACCAAUGGUGACGUGCUUACUCCGGAGCCCGUCGUCAUCACGGACGUAUCCGUCUUCAAGGCUCGUCUGCCUGUCAGUACUGGUCCUGUUGCUGUGUCUGAUAUCACCGAGUUUGAGGACUUUGAUGCGAAGCUGUGA